AUGGAGGGAACAAAAUCACAAAACCAGCAUCAACAACCUUUGGUUUUUGCUUACUAUGUUACUGGUCAUGGAUUUGGUCACGCCACUAGGGUUGUUGAGGUGGUUCGUCAUUUAAUUCUAGCUGGGCAUAUUGUUUAUGUGGUUACAGCAGCACCAGAUUUUGUUUAUACUUCUGCAAUACAGUCACCUAGAUUGUUCCUACGAAAGGUGCUGCUGGAUUGUGGAGCUGUUCAAUCUGAUGCCUUGACUGUUGAUCGUAUUGCUUCGUUGGAAAAGUAUUCUGAGACAGCAGUAAUUCCUCGAGAGAGUAUUUUAGAAACAGAAGUCGAGUGGCUGAAGUCUAUCAAAGCUGACUUAGUGGUUUCAGAUGUUGUUCCUGUUGCCUGUCGGGCCGCUGCAGAUGCCGGCAUCCGUUCUGUUUGUUGCACCAACUUCAGUUGGGACUUCAUCUAUGCAGAAUAUGUGGUGGAUGCUGGAUCUCAACAUCGCUCCAUUGUUCUGCAGAUUGCUGAGGACUAUUCUCAUUGUGAAUUUCUAAUACGCCUACCAGGAUAUUGUCCAAUGCCUGCAUUUCGUGAUGUUAUUGAUGUACCGCUUGUUGUGAGGGCACUGCACAAAUCUAGAGCAGAGGUCAGGGAAGAGCUCGGAGUUGAGGAGGAUGUGAAGCUAGUAAUUUUCAAUUUUGGUGGACAGCCUGCUGGGUGGAAGUUACAGAAGGAAUAUCUACCUCCUGGUUGGAUGUGUGUGGUAUGCGGCGGUUCUGACGACGAAGAAUAUCCUCCUAAUUUCAUCAAGCUUCCAAAAAAUGCUUACACUCCUGAUGUGAUAGCAGCUUCAGAUUGCAUGCUCGGGAAAAUUGGAUACGGCACAUUUAGUGAAGCUAUGGCAUACAAGGUGCCGUUUGUCUUUGUACGAAGAGAUUACUUCAACGAAGAGCCAUUUUUGAGAAACAUGCUUGAGCAUUAUCAUGGAGGUGUUGAGAUGAUUAGGAGAGAUUUGCUGACUGGAUGCUGGCAACCCUACCUUCAGCGUGCCAUUAGCUUGAAACCAUGCUACGAUGGAGGUGUCAAUGGCGGUGAGGUGGCUGCUCGCAUACUGCAGGAUACAGCUCUUGGAAAAAAUCAUGCUUCUGAUAAGCCUUGUGGAGCAAGAAGAUUGCGAGAUGCAAUAGUUCUUGGAUAUCAACUACAAAGAUCUAACAGUAGAAGUAUAGGUGUUCCAGAUUGGUACAAUCUUGCAGAAAACAAGCUUGUUGCUCGUUCAUCAGAAGGUUCCCAAAAAGAAGUAAAUGUAGAAGCUUUUGAGAUUCUUCACGGUGACAUACAAGGUCUUCCUGAUACAAUGGCUUUCUUAAAGAGCUUGGCAGAGCUCGGUGCUGAAUAUGACCUGAAAAAGGAUACUGAGGAUGAAAUACGGGAGAAUCUGGCUGCUGCCGGGCUGUUCAACUGGGAGGAGGAAAUAUUUGUAGCAAGAGCACCUGGAAGAUUAGAUGUCAUGGGUGGUAUAGCAGACUAUUCAGGAAGCCUCGUUUUGCAGAUGCCUAUCAGAGAAGCUUGCCAUGUUGCUGUGCAGAAGAAUCAUCCAAGUAAACAGAAGCUGUGGAAACAAGCACAGGCAAGGCAGCAUGCUGAUCAACAGAAAUCAACGCCCGUUCUAGAAAUUGUGUCAUUUGGCUCAGAAUUGAGUAAUCGUGGACCGACAUUUGACAUGGAUCUAUCUGAGUUUAAAGAUGGUGAGAAGCCAAUAUCAUAUGAGGCAGCAAGGAAGUAUUUUGCCAAAGAUCCAUCUCAAAAGUGGGCAGCAUACGUUGCUGGGACAAUUCUGGUAUUAAUGACCGAGUUGGGUGUUUGUUUCGAGAACAGUAUCAGCAUACUGGUUUCUUCAGGAGUCCCAGAAGGCAAAGGCGUUUCUUCAUCUGCAGCAUUGGAGGUUGCCACCAUGUCUGCUAUUGCUGCUGCUCAUGGUUUAAAAAUUGCCCCUCGAGAUCUUGCUUUGCUUUGCCAAAAGGUGGAGAAUCAUGUUGUUGGAGCCCCAUGUGGGGUGAUGGACCAAAUGGCCUCUGCUUGUGGUGAAAAAAACAAACUUCUUGCGAUGGUAUGCCAGCCUGCUGAGGUACUAGGACUAGUCGACAUUCCUUCUCAUGUGCGAUUUUGGGGCAUAGAUUCGGGAUUAAGACACAGUGUUGGCGGUUCAGAUUAUGGUUCUGUGAGGAUUGGCACUUAUAUGGGCCGAAAGAUUAUAAAAUCUACGGCUUCUGGAUUGUCAGAGGGAAUUAACAAAGAUGACUUCGACAAGGUUGGCGUCGAACUACUUAAUAAUGAGGCUUCAUUAAAUUACUUGUGCAAUCUCCCUCCUCAUAGGUAUGAAGGAGUGUAUGUUGAUAAGCUUCCAGAGACUUUAACAGGAGAAGAAUUCAUAAAGAAAUAUGUUGAUCACGAGGAUUCAGUCACAACAAUAGAUCCCAAACAUACUUAUGCAGUUAAAGCACCAACUAGGCAUCCUGUUUAUGAGAAUUUCCGAGUCAAGGCUUUCAAAGCAUUAUUAACUGCAACUACUUCAGAUGAACAACUUUCUGCUCUCGGGGAUCUUAUGUAUCAGUGCCAUUACAGCUAUAGUGCAUGCGGACUUGGCUCUGAUGGGACAGAUAGACUGGUAGAAUUGGUACAAGAAUUUCAGCACAGCGAGGCUUCCCAAUCUGAAAAUGGGACUCUUUUUGAAAAUGUUCUAAUAGCUUUGAUAUCUAAUCUCCAGAUUCAACGGAGAUACAUGGUUUCCACAGGCUUUAAGCCCUAUGUGUUCCAGGGUUCUUCACCAGGUGCAGGAAAGUUUGGAUAUUUGAAAAUUCGUCGCCGCUCCACCACCAAUUCUCACUUUAAUAAUGGAUGUCAAUAA
Dovyalis caffra is the source of this 2892-nucleotide messenger RNA. The record is from the annotation of a GenBank genome assembly. NCBI's taxonomy places the organism in Eukaryota, Viridiplantae, Streptophyta, Magnoliopsida, Malpighiales, Salicaceae.